Messenger RNA from Arthroderma uncinatum, 879 nucleotides. RefSeq names its product suaprga1. Gene Ontology annotation, biological process: cytosolic ribosome assembly. Gene Ontology annotation, cellular component: mitochondrial matrix. NCBI's taxonomy places the organism in Eukaryota, Fungi, Ascomycota, Eurotiomycetes, Onygenales, Arthrodermataceae. The transcript has 5 exons. The record is from RefSeq and is a predicted model, not a curated record. Bases 1 to 879 code for a protein of 292 amino acids.
AUGUUCUCGAUACGCUCUUUGACCAGAUCGGUUCCUCGAACCCUCUCCAGAUCCCUCACUACUUCAGCCUUCAGACCUUUGCAGCGAUCUGCCCUCUUCCAGCCAACAUGGAAGCUCAUGCCCCGUUCCACAUACGCUCCAUUCUCGACUUCGGGCCCUAGGUUCGAGGCUGCUGGCCAAGUCGAUGUUGAGCUAGCUGCCAAAUUCCAGGAAGAACUUGCCCUGGAGACCGAGAGCGGAGAAACCGAAGAGCUCCCUGAGUCUCUAAAAUACUACCUAGAGAACGGCCCAUUCGAGAUCGUUGACAAAGCCGGAGAAGAAGAGGUCGUUUUGACCAGGAAAUUUGGUGACGAGAAAAUCCGCAUCUCAUUCACCAUCGCCGAUCUCCAGAACAUCAACCCUGAAGAGGACUUCGCCGACAACGCCCUCCAAGAUGAAAUGGACAUGGACCCUUCCCGCUCCACCAAGGGUGACCCCGCCGCCGGAAACCCCGAAGAUACUAUGGAUGACCAGCCUCUAGAGCCUGGAUACCUUGCCCGUGUCGACGUUACCAUUGAGAAACCAGGCAAGGGAGCCAUGCACGUUGAUGCCGUUGCCCGUGACGGUCUGAUCCAGAUCGAGAACGUUUCCUACUUCAAGAACCCAGAGCUUGCCAAUGCCGAGACCCCCGACAAGGAAUGGCAGAGACAGAGCCUGUAUGCUGGCCCACCAUUCGGCAACUUGGAUGAGGACCUCCAGGCUCUCAUUGAGCGCUAUCUCGAUGAGAGAGGUGUUGACACCGCCCUUGCAUCGUUCGUCCCAGACUACAUUGAUUUCAAGGAGCAGAAGGAAUAUGUCCGCUGGCUUGGAAGCCUCAAGAAUUUCGUUGGAAACAACUAA